This is a messenger RNA of Elephantulus edwardii (Cape elephant shrew), 1017 nucleotides long. Its product is annotated as olfactory receptor 6F1-like. Gene Ontology annotation, cellular component: membrane. Lineage: Eukaryota; Metazoa; Chordata; Mammalia; Macroscelidea; Macroscelididae. Gene Ontology annotation, biological process: G protein-coupled receptor signaling pathway. The record is from RefSeq and is a predicted model, not a curated record. The transcript is spliced from 5 exons. The coding region runs from base 1 to 1017 and encodes 338 amino acids. Gene Ontology annotation, molecular function: G protein-coupled receptor activity; olfactory receptor activity.
AUGGCCACAAACAAUGAAACUGGCCCCCAGGAAUUUCUGCUGUUGGGCUUUCCAGGGUCCCAAACUCUUCAAAUGUGUCUGUUCGUGCUUUUUCUGGUGAUGUACAUCCUCACAGUGUGUGGUAAUGUUGCUAUCUUGAUGCUGGUGGGUACAUCCCAUCAGCUCCACACCCCCAUGUACUUCUUUCUGAGCAAUCUCUCUUUCCUGGAGAUUUGGUACACUACAGCUGCAGUCCCCAAAGCCCUGGCCAUCCUCCUGGGAAGAAGCCAGACCAUAUCAUUCUCUGGUUGCCUUUUGCAGAUGUAUCUUGUCUUCUCAUUAGGCUGCACAGAAUAUUUCCUGCUGGCAGCGAUGGCUUAUGACCGUUAUCUCGCCAUCUGCUACCCUCUACACUACAGUUCCAUCAUGAGCAGCCUGCUUUCAACACAGUUGGCUCUGGGCUCCUGGAUCUGUGGCUUCCUGGCCAUUACGGUGCCAACAGCCCUCAUCAGUACCCUCUCCUUCUGUGGUCCACAUGCCAUUAAUCACUUUUUCUGUGACAUUGCCCCCUGGAUUGCUUUGGCUUGUACUAGCACAUACGCAGUGGAGCUUGUGGCAUUUGUGAUUGCUUUUGUGGUCAUUCUAAGUUCUUGCCUCAUCACUUUGGUUUCCUACAUUUUCAUCAUUAGUACAAUCCUCAGGAUCCCCUCAGCCAGCGGCCAGAGCAAGGCCUUCUCUACGUGUUCCUCUCACCUAACUGUGGUGCUUAUUUGGUAUGGAUCCACCAUCUUCCUUCAUGUCAGAACCUCAAUCACAGAUGACUUGAAUCUGACCAAAGCUGUCACUGUCUUGAACACUGUGGUGACUCCAGUUUUAAACCCCUUCAUCUAUACUCUUCGUAACAAGGAAGUAAGAGAAACAUUAGUAAAGAAAUGGAAGAGAAACUAUCGAUUUGGGGUUUUUUUUAUUUGUUUCGGUCCCUUUAAUUUUCUGACUCUACGAGAUGAGGAGGUCACAGAAAAGAAGAAUAAGCAGUAA